Necator americanus (New World hookworm) is the source of this 516-nucleotide messenger RNA. RefSeq lists its product as uncharacterized. The transcript has a single exon. The coding region runs from base 1 to 516 and encodes 171 amino acids. Lineage: Eukaryota; Metazoa; Nematoda; Chromadorea; Rhabditida; Ancylostomatidae. The record is from RefSeq and is a predicted model, not a curated record.
AUGGAAAAGAACAUCUACUAUCGGCAACGAAGGAGAAAAGAAGUCGUCUACGACGAUUGCGUACUCGAGGACUCCCUGUCCCAAGGUGACUGGCACAUCGAAGAAGACCCAAACGUGGACUACGAGAUGCUGCUCAGAGAAUUACGAGCCUGUGCUGAACGUGCCUCGAAGUCGCGCACGACAAACUUGGAUCGAAUUUCGAAGACCACCAAGGAAUUGUUAGGAAGAAGAAGGGCUUUAAGGCUUGAUCCGAAUGCAUCGCACAUUGAGCGGUUAGUAGCAAACACUAGCUGCGGAAAGGCGUUGCAGGAGGAUCUUUUGAAGUACAGGCAGAAGAAGAUUCUGGAAGCAGCACAAAGAAGAACGAGUCUAAAGAAGUGCCGCAGGGAUCUUCGCGAAUAUAAUAUUCCGCUAGCAGCCUUGCUGAGCGAAGACGGGACUCGCACUUCUUCUCGUCGUGAGAUGGAAAUCAUUACGGAGAGGUUCAACUCGAACCUUUUCCGUUUAUCAACAUGA